CAACUGGGGAUUGACACCGUUUCAUAUACUCGCCAACACCAAUUUUUACUCGCAUUUAGCACUUGCCGAGUGUUAGGCCCUGUAUGUAUAUAGACCUUUGAUAUUAUUUUCCUAUAAACCACUAGAUGGCACAAAAACUUGCCGCAGCACUUUUCUAAACAUCAGUUUUUCAAAAUGCACGUGCAAAUUUGUCUGAUCCUUGACGCGAUUGCGGGCAGCAGCGCAAAGUUGAUUGUGAGGUAGUUCGAUCUAAUUGAUGUUUUUUAAAAUGUUGUUGAUUUAAGUAGCAAAUAAGAAUCCAUUAAAUUAAUGUUUGUAUUUUCAGACAAAGGUCUUCUUAAUGAUUUUCAGUUUUGUUCAAGAUAAUUCAAGCAACAGUUUUUUAAUAACGGGUGAAUAUGUAAAAGUAUGGUAUUUGGGGUAAAAAGCGCCGCUGAUGUUGGGCAAAAGGCACAAUAAUUAACAUGAUAAUGAAUAGCUGGCUAACUUUCCCAUUUGAUUUGUUGACAUGACAUGGUUAGAUUCACAUAGCAAAUAUCAUAUAUCAAAUUGGGUAUACAUCUUAGAGAUAAAACCCAUAUUUAUAAUGAAACAAUCAUAUUUUAAAAUAUAUUAAUCAUAUCAUAAUAAAAUAUAAUUUAUUGUUACUACUGUAAAUCUAUAUUAAAUAGGCUAUUAUGGGAUCUCCUUCAGUGUUUUCAGAAUCUUUACUUGUUAAAAUUAUUUUGUUUCUGUAUUUCUGUAUUUUUAAAAUCUAUUUUUAUAUUUUAUAUAUAAAAAUAUAUAUCACAUUUGCUUAUUUUAAUGACAGUAUAUUUAUUGAACAAAAAUGAAUUCUUUUAUUUAUCAAAAUAAACAGAAAAUAGUACAAACUUUGCUAAAGUGAUUUCUUUUGAACAAGUAUUAACCGAGUCAUUAUUAAAAACAUAUUAUUUUAGCUAAAGUAUUUGUAUGAAUACAGUGUACCCGUGUGUGGGGUAAAAGGCCCCCCUCACCACCUCAUACAUUUAUAAGAUUUUUAAACAAAAUAACCACUUUAUGAUUUUUUUUUCACACAAAAUAUGUUGCUCCAUCAAUGUCCAAUACAAACAUAUAUAUUUUUCCUGCAAUCAUAUACUUUGAAAGUAGUGAAAAGCACAAUUUUUCUUAAGGUGUGCCUUUAGCCCCGUUGUACCCUAUAUAUCAGGGGCAUUUCCUCUGAGGAGGCAAGGGAGGCAGUGCCUCCUCAAAAAAAAAAAAAAAAGAUGAGAAAAUAAUCCAUAUUACAUAUAAAACAACACAAAUAUUACAAAUUAUGACAUUAAAAAUAGCGCAAGUCACUCGUGUUUCUUAAGGAACACUGUCCAACAGUGUUGUCCGACACCCGCAGGUAAAGUUACAGCAGGAGUCAUGCCUCCCUUUGCUCUCUUAGAAAAACCAUAGAAAACCAUCAGAGUCUGAUUUUUGUUAGGCCCUGUAUAUAUUAUAUAUAUAUACAGGGCCUAACAAAAAUCGAUAGUUUUGACAACACUACAUUGCACUUAGUUUAUUAUUUCAGAUGCUUUUUUAAAAGACUACAACUGAAAAAUGUGGCUAGUAGGAGUGAUUGCGUUACACACCACUGCUGAAAUCCACCCGCAUUUGGUAAGUGUUAAUGUAAAGCCUAUAUAUACAACUUUCUCACCUAAAACCUGGUACUGUUAGAUAUUUAUUAUCUGUACUGUUUCAGAUCCAUCUAACUGUUUGUAAAAUAAAUUUGUUGUAGUUGUAAAACAACCACAAGGUCAUAAACUGUUCAAGAAUUCAUUCUCAGGCCAUGCUACACAAAUCAUUCAUUGUGAAAAGAUUCAGCUAUGAGUUAAAAACUGGCACACCUUUUAGAAUCAGCUGAUUCAUAAAAGCUGCUGACCUAUUUUAGACACUUUUGUGACGUUCAUGUAAACCCCAUAAGGAAAGGGUUAACAGGCAAUGUGAUUAUCCCAUCUUGUGAUCCCAUUUCCAGCCAUGAAAGAAGGUAUUUUAUUUGUGCAGAAAGGAACGUAUGCACACACACUCACUCACCACUUCAGUACAGACACUACUGGAGAGCUGCUAACCCUGUGUUAAGAGGUUGAUCAGCUCAUUAUGUGUCCUGAUGCCGUGGUGGUGGGCUGCCGACCGCAUUGAAGAGUGUGAGGGCAGUGACAUGGAGGCCGGGCCCCCGACCCCUGGUGGUCCUGCUGUGGUGGAGGGUCCCCAAAGGCUCUCUUUUGCCUACCAGGGCCUCUUGGAGAUUCCCUAUGACACCAUCCUUCAGCAACAGGACACUCUGGAGGUUCUGGACCUCAGUUACAACUUGCUGGAUGAGAACCCUGCUCUUUUGGGGGGUUUGGAGAAGCUCAGCACACUCAUCCUGGACUGCAACAACUACAACGCACAUGUCAAAUUCCCCUACAUGCCCAGCCUCACCACCUUGUGGAUCAACAAGAACAAAAUCAGCAACCUGCCCAUUAUUGUGGAAGAGAUCUGUUGCAAGUUCCCAAAUAUCAAAAUUCUUAGUAUGAUGAACAAUGAAGCAGCACCCAGUUACUUUAAUGGAGGCAGUCUCACGCAGUAUAUUGAUUACAGGCAGUAUGUGAUCAGUCAGAUACCCAGUCUAGAGGUGCUGGAUGACACAGAGGUGCAGGGAAAAGAGCGUGAACUGGCCCGAAAGACCUACAGGAUGCAGAGAAUCAGAGAAGGCCGCAGCAGGAGGAAGGAGCUUCAUCGCUAACAGAGAAUUGUUAAUCAUAUCACACGCUUUCCUGGGCUGGAUGCCAAGACACUUACUAUCCCACAGCAAUUCAAGCAGUCAUUACAGACUUCAUGAGCUUCAAAGCCUGUUGACAGGAAGUGAAUUUACUCAUCCACCAGAUCAUAUUUAAACUUGGAUUUGAAGCCACAACAAAUAAAUAUGAAAUGGCAUUGGAAAUAUUUUUACUGCUUUUUUUUUUGCUUUUCAAAACAAUGAUCUGAUCAACAAUAAUGAUUUGAUAACAAUGAGUUUUUAAUACCUUUAAGAGUCAAACUUAAUAAAUCUUCGAAGUAACUGACACACUUUUUAUUAAGAAAGAUCUUUUAAUAUUAUAUUAAAUCAUAAAAAUCUGAUUGAAUGAGCCACAUUCAAAGCCACUGUAAAUACUGCACACAAUUUGAAUUCUAUAUUAAUGUGACAAGCUUACAGUUAGGGUAAAUGAACUAUAUUACAUGGAAGAAUAUGUAACUAUUAAAGUCAAUAUGAAUUCAAAAUUGACAUUUCUUGUUUUUUUUUAUUUUUUUUAUUGCAGUAUUUAAUAUACAUAUAUUUUCUGUGCACAUAAUUUUUUUUUUUCAAUUCUUGUGUCUUUAAUAAAAAUAAAUUGCCCUCCCUUCCUGCAGCGAUAUCUCUACUCUGAUGAAGUGUUUACUGGCGUGAGGGCGGGACAACCUGUCACUCACAUGAGAUCCGCCAAUAGCAAACCACAGAUCCAAUCAAUUCAUGGACAAAAUGAAGUCCCGCCCUACAAUUUUGUCUUGAUCAAGAAGCCGUUUCACCUUAAUAUACAGUAAAUCUUCCGUUUCAUACCGACUUUAAUGUGACAAGUUGCAAAGCAACCGCGAACAGCUUAUGGCAAGGAUUAAUGAACUAUGAUGUUGAAACUAUUUUAUUUGAAGCAAUAAACCAAUAAAAUAGUCUAGUUUAUUGCUUUGAUAUAAUUUAUGCUAAAGCAGAUUAUUGAUAUCAAAUAAAAAUCGCUUACAGUAUGCUCUUGUGAUAACUCAGGAUGGCAAAAUAAAUUGCAGUCAACAAUUUUCGCAACAGCCUUCGACUCGGAACCGGACCGCUUUUGUAGAACCAAAUGUAGGCUACUAACAUAUAUUUAUCUCUAUUUUAGUAUCUUCAUGUAGAGUAGGCCUAUGUUCUUUUUUAAAAACAAAACUGCCCCCUCACAUCAUUUAAUAGCCUACACUAUGCAGGAAGUUUUGUAACUGGAUCAUGCUAACAGACCUCAAAUUAUUUUUGUACCGAGUUCAU
Molecule: messenger RNA, 4012 nt
Organism: Ctenopharyngodon idella (grass carp)
Lineage: Eukaryota; Metazoa; Chordata; Actinopteri; Cypriniformes; Xenocyprididae
Exons: 5
Coding region: 2114-2731 (205 amino acids)
Source: RefSeq, a predicted model, not a curated record